UUUUUGCAAAAGGAGAAAUGGUGUACUUUACGAAAUCAAAUUUAUUAAAAGCGAAAUUGUAAAUAUUCUUUAUAUUUAUUACGCACUUAUUGAAGAAAGUGGAUGUGCAUAUGAACAUAGCGUGUGUUGUGUUACGAGAUACGAGCGUGAAAAGAAAAGUGACUUCGAUCUGGUUCUGACUGUGUGUGAAUCUUGUGAGAGAGCGAGAGCGAGCUUAAAAAGGAAAUAUACAACAUAAAAUAUUACGUGUGUGAGCUGUUCUGAAAACAUACAUUCAUAUAUUGAAGGCAUUACAUCUGUAAUGUUACAACUAACCCUUUAUCAAUAGUAAUUUUGAAAAACACUCAAAAUGGAUUUCGUGCAAGUGUCCGAGGAGGAGGGUGACGAGCCCAUCGAGCUUCCAGCUGAAGAAGAUGGCACAUUAUUAAUAUCGACACUGCAAGCACAGUUUCCUGGUUCAUGUGGACUUAAGUACAGGAAUAUGGACUCAAAAGCCGUACGGGGUGUUCGCUCAAACGAAGGAAGACUUUUCCCGCCUUGUGUUGAUUCGGGCUGGGGGGAAUAUGUCUACUUUUGUGUGUUUCCAAAAGGUAUACCAAAUUUGAGAAGUUCUGCCGAACAGCUCGACAGUCCUUAUCGCCCCAUAUUGCCUCCCAUAGAGAACAAACGUAAGAGCGACGAUAACUUGGAAAAUUCAACGGCAAAAACAAAACGUAUUGAAACCCGUUUACGUUGCACCGACUUAAUUGUCUUGGGACUGGCUUGGAAAACAACGGAAGAUAGUUUACGGGAGUACUUUGAGAGUUAUGGCGAGGUGCUAAUGGCCCAAAUUAAAAAAGAUGUCAAAUCGGGGCAAUCGAAAGGAUUUGGAUUUGUACGCUUUGGCUCUUAUGAAGCACAAAUGCGUGUACUCGCAAAUCGGCAUUUAAUCGAUGGCCGUUGGUGUGAAGUCAAAGUGCCCAACUCAAAGGGUAUGGGUCAUCAAGUGCCAUGUAAAGUAUUCGUUGGUCGUUGCACAGAGGAUAUCAACUCUGAUGAUCUGCGGGAAUACUUUUCGAAAUUCGGCGAGGUAACCGAUGUCUUCAUUCCCCGACCAUUUCGAGCUUUUAGCUUUGUGACAUUCCUUGAUCCGGAUGUAGCCCAAUCUCUCUGCGGCGAGGAUCACAUAAUUAAGGGUGUGUCUGUGCACGUGUCAAAUGCGGCGCCCAAAGCCGAACAGAACCGGAGUCAUCAGGCGCAAAAUUACAGCUAUAACACGGGCAAUAGUUACGGGAUGCAUUCGUACCAUCCGCAGGGGAAUCACAUGAACUCAGGCCGUAGCGGACAUCACAGAGGUAAUAACCAACACAUUGCACACGGAGGUGGUGAUAACACUGCAAUCGGCAAUAGUCACAGCAACAUUGGCAGUGGUGGCUACGGAAUGGGUGGAAAUAAUUUUGGUGGAAAUUUAAAUGGGGGUUACACGAACAGUAGUAAUCACAAUAGUGGUGGGAACAUGAACCGUCAAGAUGGUGGUGGCGGUGGUAUUCCCUAUAAUAGGCAGAAUAAUUUUCAUGGCAUGAAUCAGCCACACAAUGGCAACGUAGGCAAUGGCGGUUGGAUGAACAGGGGACAUUUGGACAUGCCUAACCUACAAGCGUUAGGCAUAAAUUCUCAAGGAUCCAGCUCUUCAAAUCAAGGGCAAAACAUGAACAACCCAUUAGGCGUCGGACUUAAUUUAAACUCAUUGCCGAUGAACCCUGCUUUGGUUGCUGCUGCGUUGAAUCAGUGGAGCCUUCUUGGCAAUCAGCUGCAAAAUCAAAACCAGGAUCAGCAGGGAGGCAAUUUUUUAUCAUGGAUGGCUCAAAACAGCGGACAGCAUUCCAACGCUUCCAAUAUGAAUAACUCGGGUAGCCGCAAAGGACCAAACAAUCCAAACAACUCUGGUUCUGGCGGCAUGAGUAAAGGCGACAGUUCAGCUUCAAAUGAUCAGAACGGCGGCCCUCCUGGCGGCAACUCUUGGUCAAAUCAAAGCAGUGGCUCCCAAAACUCUGUCGACAAAUCUAAUUUUCUCUAAAAUAUAUAUAUAAAAAAAGCACUUUGCCAAUAUGGUACGAAUAAAAACAAAAAUUUUUAA
Molecule: messenger RNA, 2116 nt
Organism: Drosophila grimshawi
Lineage: Eukaryota; Metazoa; Arthropoda; Insecta; Diptera; Drosophilidae
Gene: TBPH
Product: TAR DNA-binding protein 43
Exons: 6
Coding region: 350-2056 (568 amino acids)
Biological process (GO): regulation of gene expression
Cellular component (GO): nucleoplasm
Molecular function (GO): RNA binding
Source: RefSeq, a predicted model, not a curated record